GCAACGUAUCGUCAGAGACGUGUUUAGGCAGAAAUGAGUAUGUCCUUCCACUGCAAAAACGGGACGAGGCAUCUGCGCUAGCUAGGCUAGGCUGCUAGCCAAUAAAGGGAAGCGGUGCAUUGCACAUUUGCACCCGUGCUAGCUCGAUCGAACAGCUCGUAUCAUCCACAGUCCCCACCACACUCCUCAUCCGGCAACUUCAAUCCUUGCUCGAUCUGCCCAUGUCGACUGUGAGAAUCAUCGAAACCAGCUUCGUCAGCGUGCCGGCAAACGCCGCGCCGCAGCCGGAGCCGAUCAGGCUCACGGCGAUGGAAGCUCAGUGGGUCGUCUUCCCGCUGCUGCAGCACGUCCUGCUCUACGAGGGAGCCGACACCGACACGCUGCCGCCCUUCGACGCCAUUCUCCAGCCCCUUCAAUCCUCCCUCGCCGCGACUUUACGCAGCGGCUUCGCGCCGCUCGCCGGCAAGCUCGUGCAUCUCGAGGACACUGGCGAUGUCGCCCUCAGCUGCUCCGCCUCCGACAGCAUAAAGUUCGUCGUCGCGGAGUCUGACGCCGACAUCUGCAUGCUCGCCAACGACGAGGAGCACGACCUGCACGUGCUGGAGAAGCUCGUACCGGAGAUGGACAUGGGCGAGCUGCCGACCCCCGUGCUGUCGGUGCAGGCCACGCGGUUCGAGGGCGGCUUGGCGCUCGGGGUGAAGGCGCACCAUGCCGUCGCCGACGGGCGGUCGCUGUGGACCUUCGUGGAGGCGUGGGCGAUAGCGUGCCGUGGCGAGACGCCGACGGCCGCGGCAGUAUCGCCGUCCUUCGACCGCUCGCUCGUCAAGCUGCCCGAUGGCGAAGCGCUCGCCAGGAGCGUCCUGCGGAAGUGGGCGCCCAAUCUGCCUUUGGCGACAACGCCGCCGUCGAUCGUGGACGACCGCACGCGGUUCACGCGCCGGACGUUCACCAUGGGCACGCAUGACAUCCAGCGUCUCAAGCAUCAAAUCCUCCAUCUCGCCGAACCCAACAACACGCCAUUGUUGUCUCGUCCCCAGUCCACCUUCGCCGCGGCCGUCGCGCUCGCCUGGACGUGCUUCGCCAGGUGCAAGCCGUUCGCCAUGGACGAGGACGUGUUCCUCUUCUUCCUCGCCGACGCCCGCCGCCGCCUCGACCCUCCCGUGGACGCCGGAUACAUCGGCGUGUGUCUCACCGGGUGCCUCGCCAGGCUCCCGGCCAGGGAGCUCCGCGGCGAGCGAGCGCUUGCGGCGGCGGCGGCGGCGGUGCAGGAUGAGGUUCGGAAGAUGGCAGAGGACCCGCUCGCCGGGUGGGAUUUCAUGAGGCUUGCAGACACGAUCCCGAUGGACAAGGUGAUGAACGUGUCGGGGUCUUCGGGGUUCAGGGCGUACGAGGUGGCCGACUUCGGGUGGGGAAAGCCCCGGCGGACGGAGCCGGUCAGGUUGAACCAUGAUGGUCAGGUGGCGCUGAUGGGCGCCAGGGACGGCCAUGGAGUCCAGGUGUCUGUCUCUUUGCUCCAGGCGGCGCAGAUGAACCAGUUCAAGUUUCACUUCCUUGAGCUGCUGGGUUAAAGGACAACUAGCUAAAUACCCGUGCGUUGUUAUGGAUGAAAAAUUAGACUACUCACUAAAUUAGAUUAAAAUCACUGUUACUCCUUCCGUUCCAUAAAGAUUGGCACGGAUUUGAAUUAGCUAUAGUUUAAAUUCGUGCCAAUCUUUAUGGAACAGAGGGAAUACAUGUUAGCGGCGCUGCCCUUCUUAUUCCAAUUUUGGUGAAACAUUAUUCACAUGUCAAUCUUUUGCAAGAGGUUUAGUUUUUUUU
Molecule: messenger RNA, 1818 nt
Organism: Brachypodium distachyon (stiff brome)
Lineage: Eukaryota; Viridiplantae; Streptophyta; Magnoliopsida; Poales; Poaceae
Product: phenolic glucoside malonyltransferase 2
Exons: 2
Coding region: 222-1568 (448 amino acids)
Source: RefSeq, a predicted model, not a curated record